This is a messenger RNA of Anopheles darlingi, 12928 nucleotides long. RefSeq names its product histone-lysine N-methyltransferase 2D. The record is from RefSeq and is a predicted model, not a curated record. The transcript is spliced from 6 exons. Lineage: Eukaryota; Metazoa; Arthropoda; Insecta; Diptera; Culicidae. Bases 1100 to 5689 code for a protein of 1529 amino acids. Gene Ontology annotation, biological process: regulation of transcription by RNA polymerase II. Gene Ontology annotation, molecular function: RNA polymerase II cis-regulatory region sequence-specific DNA binding; DNA-binding transcription factor activity, RNA polymerase II-specific.
CGACCUCGAAUUCAGCCGUUCGCUAAAUCGUCUUUUUCCGGAGUUCCCGUUUUUCUCCGGUCCGAUUUCCCUCGUGCCACUCUCCCCGUCGGUCGUGGCCUCUUCCGUCGCGGUCCCGCACAUCUCACCACGGACCUUUGGCCCCCCCUGACGGAGUAACAGGAAGUGGGUGGUGCGUGUGCUCUCCCCCCCCGUGAGAAUCUCCCCGUGUGCCUUCUCUAAAACCGUAGAUUCCCACUGUCCUUGAUCGGUUCUGCUCUGUCCAGCCAGCUCAGAAUCUGUGCGCCGAGAAUGGGUGUGUGAAGUGGACGGGAUGGUGUGAUGAAUUUGCUGUGCUUUCGGAUGUGUGGCCGCCACCAGCGCCACCCGCAGUGGCCCGAGGAAAGGAGUUCGAUGAAAAGAGUCCGCUACGAGCGACCGGAGCAGCAGCGCCGUUCGGAGGGCAAAAGGUUCGCCAGGGGCCCGUUCCCUUUGGCAGGAAUGAGCAGAGAUUCAUGUUCCAGUUUGGCCACCCCCCGCUAACUGUGAAGGAGUGUUUCUGUGUGUAUGUGUGAUUGAGUUGAGUUUAGUGUGCGAGCGUGUGGUAUCGUGUGUACGUGUGCACGAUACGGUGGUGGAUGUUCGCAGUAUGCCACCAAUCCGGUGGACGACGGCCCACGACGAGCAGUUGGUGAGAAGUCGAGAAAUGAGAGUGUCCUGUGCCCAAGGAAUCCAAGAGGGCUUCGCUUCUGCCUUCAGAUAAAUCCCCGUGUGCACGCGCUGCAAAGUGUUUCCGUAUGUGUGUUUGUGAACGGGUGUAUGUCGUUUUUUUCCCUUACUUUCAACCCGACAGUCCCACUCCCGAAAUUUAUCGUUCAUUGCUCUCCGACCACCAAGUGACCACCGGUGGCGCGCCUCCACCUUCCGCUUAAUCGCAGCACAACGGGCACAGCCAAUUGCCAGAGCCACCUUCACGCGGCUUACGAAAUCAAGUUUUCUUUAUCCCGUGUUAUAUUUUUUGUUGCUGGACGGCCCCAACCGGCGUCCCCCACCCCCACGUCCAUAGAGCAAUCGGCCGGCGAUCGGCGUACGAACGACGAACGCAUGCGAACGGCGGACCAUGUCUCAAGCGAACUCAUUCCAGCCGUGGAAACAAACGCUCCCCGUCGGUCUACCGUCGAACCUGGCCUCAGCGAUCUUCGGUGCAGGAGGCGGUGCAGUAGGCUAUGGAAAAAUACCACCGCCUCCCUCGGUACCACAGCAACCGUCUGCCGGCGCUAGUGGGACCACAGGCGGCGCCGGUCCUUCCCCAUUACAACCGUCACCAUCGUCCUCGUCAUCCUCCUCCCUAUCCUCGGCAUCAUCAACCGUUCCGGCAAUCGCUACUGAGGGAGGCCGCCGCGAGAUGUCACUUCUACCGGGCACAUCAACGGUGGCGGCAGGAGCACCACAUGCUGGAUCCUUGCCGUCAUUUCAUUCCACUGGCGGCCACAAUGGGACGGGCGGUGACUUCCUUGCUCAGGUGGCCGUCAACAAGCUGAAGCUGGGCAAACUAAACACCAGCUAUGAACUGACGGCCGCGGUCGCAGCAGCAGCGGCAGCGAACCAACCGAUAACCGCACCGAGUGAUGAUGGUCUGCUCGAUCUUGGCUCUGAUCCGAAUGUGGCGGCCAUGCGGACACUGCUGGCUAACGCGGCCGGUCAAACCGGAACCGGACCGCUCGGGGACAAGGAACGCGAGCAUCAGAUACAGCAACUAUUCGAGAAAACCGUCAGUGACAACACUAAGAAGCAGAUCGUUGAGAUAUUGGAUAAGAUUUCGGUUCUGCGCCCCCCGGAACGGUUGCUGCUUUAUCUGCGCAUGCCCGGAGGCUAUCCAGAGACAGAUCCGCUGCGGCAAUCGCAGAAUCCGCUCGGAACCCGGCUGGAGAUCAACCACACGAUCAACUGGGUCCGUUCGCAUCUGGAGCACGACCCGAAUGUGUCAAUUCCCAAGCAAGAAGUGUACGACGAUUAUGUGGCGUACUGUGCGCGGAUUAACAUUAAACCCUUGUCAACGGCCGACUUUGGGAAGGUGAUGAAACAGGUGUUCCCUGGCAUUCGACCAAGGCGGCUUGGCACACGCGGACAUUCCAGGUACUGCUACGCGGCCAUGCGCAAGGCAACGAAACUUCCGACACCGAAGCUACCCGAUCUUACCGAUCCGAAUGGUGGCCCUAGCGAGCAAAAAAAUGGCGGCAGCGAAAGUGCGAACCUCCUUAGUGACGAGGAGUCCUGGAAAGUGAUCAAGACGUGGGCCGAAGCGAUGUUACCGGCGUGCUUCGGUUCCAUCAACGAUCUGGCGGCGUUCAUUGCGAAGAACAACCUUAGCUCACCGACCGGCAGCACCAGCCGGCAGCAGCUCCAGAAAAAGAUUCUUCAGCGAGAAAUGAAGGAGAAACGGAAGCUCUCGGCGGUGGCACUGAAAAAACGACGCAAGAAACGCCGAAGAACCAUUUCCACCAGCAUUAGCGAGGCAGCGUCGGAGCUCAGGAACGGGACACCGGAGGCAGACUGCAACCAGCAACCGGAAGCGUUUGGUUUGCCAGGAACCGUAAGUACAAAGCAAACAGCAACCAUUGGCCACCAGCAACAGCAGCAGCAGCAACAGCAACAACAUCUUCAUCCGCCGUCUAUCAUCGAUCAUCAGCUGCUACUACAGCAGCAUAUGAUAAAGCGUGAACAGCAGGACUGUUUGGACGAAGACAACAAUAAUACUACCACGAGUGGCGCACUAGGAGCCGGUGGGAAGCUGCUGAUCCUGCAACGUCAACAGCAGCAGCAGCAGCAGCUGCUGCAGCAAAGUACAAAUCUAAACUGUGAUAACGGGAGCGGCACUGGUGUAUUCGAAUCAGCUGGCAAAGAACUGCUGGCUGCAGUUAGCUACAGCGGAGAUGCUCAAGUGCAUGGUCAGUCGCUGAUGGGUCCGACGAAUCAUCUGCCACCAACACCACCGCAAAGCAUACAGCAGACACAGUUGAUCCAUCAGCGAUUGCUGGAAGGUGGAGAUGAGAUGCGCAGCCCCCAGCAGGAGCAGCCAAACCUUCUGGCGAACAUUUAUUGCAAAAAGGUACGCCAAGCGCAACAACUAAAAGCCGUACAGCAGCAGCAGCAACAACAACAGCAGCAACAGCAACAACAACAGCAACAACAAUUACAACAGCAACUACAGCAGCAGCAGCAGCAUCUAGCUCCACCACAUCCACUGCACCAUCAACAGCAGCUGUUCUUCCCGAAUCGGCCAGCGAGCGCUAGCAAGCGGCAACUAACAAACACCCUGGGUUACGCGAGUCGUCAAAAGCGCUUGAAAUUGCUACAAGCACGCCAGCAGCGUUCGCUCGAAUCGCAGAAUAACAGUGCCCCACGGUAUGACGAACAGGGCAAUCUGAUUCUGAUCGAAUCGCAGGAUCCGAGCCGAGACGAGUUCAUUAUACCACGCGAACGGGUGAUAAGUAUUUGCAACAUGGACAAAAACGCACUGGACGACUAUCUUAACUGUGACGGGGGUGGUGGUGAUGAUGAGGAAAACUCGCAGGAUCAGGACCAGGAGCUGCUGAAGUACUUCCCUCAAGAGGAGGAGGAAGACACCGGUCUAGCAAACGUUGGCGGCCAACCUGCCUCGGUUGGGCUAGGUCCAGCGACACCAACAUCCACCACAACGCAGGACGCAGAUACUACUACCGGUGGGUACGGUGGUCCCUUGGGAGACGAUUGCGAACAGAAGCUCUUCCAGAUACGUAUGAUCCUCGAGAAGAACCAAUCGAAUCAGAACAAGCAGAUGCAGCAAUCGAUCGAGACGCAGCUAGCAAACGCAUCCUCAGGUUCCUCGGCGUCCUGUACUGCCAGCUACGAACAUCAGGCCGGCAUGAGUCUUCCGGCCGGUUCGGCUGCUGCUUCACUUGCCAUGCUGUCCCAACGUCACAACACGCACGGCGCUACGGUGUCGGUGGUGGAACCAUCGGUCACCGGUGGAAAGCAGAAGUUCUGCGGAACGCUUGAUCUGAAACAAUGCUCAUCAUCAACCGGAGGAGCCAAUUCAGUUGACGGAGGAACAGCUUAUGAGCACGGAGGAGGAGGUCCAUCGUCGAUGGCUCUACAAAGUCCAACGGCUCGUCGUAGGAACUGUAGCUUCGUACCGAUAUCACAACCGAGUUCGGGUGGCAAGCAACAAUUGCACCACCACCAGCAGCAGCAGCAGCAACAACAACAUCAUCAAACGCCUAAUGUAAGCCCUUUCGUUAGUCCGCGCAGUACACCGAUCCAUAGAAAGCCACCGAAGGGACCGAUGAACAGCGGCCACACACUAAACAUGCUGGAAGCCAAACUCAAUCAUCAGUUGCAGCAGCAACAGCAGUUACAGUCUGGUGGUGGUGGCCACUUCCUUCAGCAACAUCUCCAUCAUCAGCAGCAGCAGCAACAGCACCAGCAACAACAUUCGUUCCGCUCGUCAGGCAGCUUGUAUAUUAAGAACGAGCUUCCGGCAUCGGCACCACCAUCACCUUCGCUCAUGCAACCGUUUCGUUUCAUUUCAAACAUGGGCACCGCUAAUAGCGGUGGUCUAAACAGCACUGGGGCACUGCUCUCGCAACCCACCGUUUUCCAACCCAUCGGUGGCGCCCCGCACCAUCAACAACUACAAACUGCCAACAUCAACAGCAGCACAACCAGUACAACGGCCGGCGGUCUAUCGAUGGCGCUCGAGUCACGUUCGAGCAGUGUACCGCUGAUACCAAACUAUGAUAGUUACUGUAACUCGAGCUACAACUCCGUCUCGCAAACGCCGGUACCGUCGGAGUACGAUGACUUCACCGAUACCGGCAUUCUCGAUAUGCUCACCGAACAAUCCUCAGCCCAGCUAACCUCAACCUCAUCGAUCAAGAUCGAGGACGCGGAACUAUCGAUGCUUCCUGCCGAUCUGCUCGAUCAGCAGCAGACACUGCAGAACCAAGACCAGGACCGGGCCAGUACCGGCGGUGGUGGAGGCUUCUACUCCCGCGCAGCUGAUGGCAGCGGAAGCAUUUUUAACAUCAUAUCCCGUUCCGUCCCUUCCACACCGUUACCAAUGCUUGGAGGAGGGGGAAUGUUCAGUGCUGCGGGUGGUGGAAAGCUGGGUGCAAGUUUCGCUGGCAACGGUAGUGGAACAGUCGUUGGUGGUGGAAUGGGAUCGCGCGGAAGAUCAAUGUUUGAGCUGCCAAAAUCGGUCCCCUCCACACCGAUCAUGCUUGGCAGCGGUGGUGGUGGUGGUGGUGGCGAUGGUAGCUGCCAAGAUAUACCACGAAUGUUCCAGUUCAGUCCCGAACCGUCGCGCGACUUUCUUAUCAAUGGGAACUCGGUCGAUCGAACCGGUCUUGGCAUAGCUAGCGUCACCAGUGUCACCGAUGCCAUUGGGAACGUCGUGAGUGGUUCCGAGAUGACAUCGCUACCUACUCGAGCUGACGGUGUCAGUGGUGUUGGUGGUGUUGGUGGUGUUGGUGGUGGUAAUGGCGUCGGAUCAUCCUGCUCAAUACAUUCUACGAGCAGCAGUAGCACCCACCAUCACCACCCCCAUAACUCGCAUGUCAAUCCGGAACUACCUACGGCGAAUCUUACCGAUGGCAUUGAAGGACUAUCCAGCGAUCUGGAUGCCGUGACCGAUUCGAUGAUCGACUCGGACAUUCUCCAGAAUCUUUAACUCCAGACACACACCAUCGCAUCUGGCUGGGGCUUGUGUUGCGAGAGUAGCGGCGUAGUUCAUCGUGCGCUGUGUGGCGUAGUACCGCAGACAGCGCACAUCAGCACUAGUAGCAGCCGCAGCAGCAGCAGCGUCAGCGCCAACAUUGUAGCUACAAUGUGUGGCCGCGCCGUUGGUUGGUUUUAUUUGUUUGGUAAUUUAUUCACCACGUGCCAUCAACUGUGUGGUUGAGAUUGUGUAGUAGCCCCGUGCAGUGGAGGGGAUGCUUGGUGAAGGAUCAGGUCCGGCGGCGGCGGCGGCGGCGGCGGCGACCGGGGGUGUUGUAGUGUUCGCCAGUAGUAAGCACACCAAUCCAUUAUUGGACUAUUAGUUUGGCUGAAAGCGCGUUCUUUCGCUCCCAUUCUCUCUUCCUCUCGUUCUUCCUCUCUCUCUCGCUCUCUCUGUCACAUUUUCUCACCAUAGAGGUGGUGCCGCUUGUGGCACCAGAACAACCACCAACACACGUGCCAGAGACACGGUCACACGCACCAUGCGCAGCGCGUUGUGACAUUGGCCUUGAAAACGGUGGCCACUACAACACAACACUGCACACUGGGUCUGGCCCAUGCACUUGCCUAUCGAUUGCUGAUAGCGACGGUGUCUGGUGCGGUGGAAUAGCGAAAGCGAUGCAUUUUCCACAUUUUGCAAGUAAGUGCAACCCCGGGCGGGUGGCAGUAGGCGAAAUGACGAAACGCACCAGCGGUGCAUGGGACACGAAUAGACGGUGAACGCGUCACAUUGACCGUGUGGUGGCGAUGUGAGCGGCAUGCUUCGUGGCACUUCCCCGUCAUUUGCUUCUUUUGCAUGGACACUAAGGAAGGUGAUGCCGACGAUGAUCUCUGCGAUGGUAUAUCCCUCUUAUCCGAACACCUUUUCGUCGCUAGUGCAAUAUUUCUGCCAAUGGCAUUCAUCAUCUUGAAUGUAAGAUUCAUCUUGAAAGCAUUCGUUCUGAUUAUUUUUCAUACAGCAAUGUUUCUUCAAUUUUUCCGGAUAUUUUAUACUAUCGUAUGAGACGAUAUAUAGUAAGCUAUGACAGUUAUGCGUUUGGUUCGCUUUUCCAAGCUCAAAAAAACGCUUGUCAGUAGCUUCUUUAGUUUUUAAAACUUUUUUGACAAAUUUUAAGCCAUUCGCGAUCAAAAUGCUUACAACGGUAUUCAGUUGUGUACAAUCUAUUGAUAUUAUGAAAAUUUUCACAAUUGGCUCUGAAAUAGGCAGACAAAUUAAUUAGGUUAAUGUACGACCUUGAGCCGUGUCCUCAGGAACAGUGUGGGACUCUUAUCCACUAAACCACUAGCUAAGUUUAUCGUAAGCACUCUGCUGCUUAAUUCCUUUUUCGAGAUAACCAUGGGGUAUACACUUCAUCAACACACAUUAUUUUAUUUAUAACGCAAACACACAUAAAACAAAAAUACUUCUUAACUACACUCGCUGCCGAUCGUUCUUCUUUCGACACUGCUUCUGGACUGUUAUAUUUUUAGUAGCCUGCUUGAUCCAUGGCGAAUUUGUUACUCACAGAUAGCAGAAGAAUAAGUAAUCGUGAAUUAAUUGCUUCCAAUUUUGGAUAUAGUAUGCACAUAUUUCUUGUUUCAGAAACUUUAUCAUCCUUUUUUCAAUUUUUAAAAACGAUUCCAAACACUUUUAUGGGCCGUUUACAUGCUCAGAUCUCGGUCGUACAAUCACAUCGUACGAUCUAGCAUUGCGUUUUUCAAUAAAAAAAAUAUCAGAGCGUACCAACGGCCAGUAAACGGUCCUUUAAACAUUAAGAGACUCGAAUUUCCGUCGCUUACCUGACCAGUCACAGAGAAAUCAAGAGAUUCCUCUAGCUGAUCUUUGCAAUCGGUGAGUUCAAAAUUUAAGUAUUUGCUUCAUCCUUCUUUUAGUGUUUGUUUCGACGUUGACGUCGACGUUGAACGGAUUAACAAACGUUGCCAAAUGUUCAAUGUAAGCUGGGCGUACCUGUCUGUGAGUUAUGUCCCAUCGAUCAUUGGUUGCGAUUGCGCAAACCGCUAGAUCUUUAUUCAAUUGUUAGUAUUCAGAUGUUAAAUCGCACAGCAACAAUGUGUUCCAUGGCGGCGUGUUUGCAGGCAGCGUAUCACUCAUUUAUGAAUUAGCAUAGAAAAAUCAAUAACUUCCUCAAACCCUGCCUCAAGGUUCUCUCGGGACACCGUCCUCCAUGGAAUGAACUAUACACCUCUGGAGGGAGACUAGACUGGAGCGCCAGUUCGGGCGUAGUGCCAACGUGUACGCACACGUGCCCCUCUUUGAGAUAACUACAAACCGGUAUCCCGAUCCCAUACCUGGAACAGUGAGCCAAGCUGUGGGUCCCUACUGAUCGCUCAAGUUUCUUGCAAGUUGAGUGUCGUUAGUACUGGACCGUUCUUCAGUCCAGUCUAGUGAUCCCAAUCAUGUGUACUUGGUUAUCUCAUUCGCGACAGUCGCGACACAAUUGGAAUGUCCGCGUACUUGAGGGGCACUAAAAUGCAGGAGAUUGCGAUCCUAGAAUCUUCGUUAAAUUCCGUGUCAAAUGCUCUCCUGGCGGUGAGACAUCAAGCAACGGCCAAUACGCUGUCGCCCCCUGUAAAACUAUUGCAGGUAUUACUAACCGAACCAGCAUGAAAUUCUAUUUGUUAAUUUAGAGGUCGCUUUUUGGGCUUUCUUUCGUUUGAAGUAUUCCAACUAUGCUGACAUUAAAUUAGUACUCCAGUCAGAAGUCUACAAUAUCCUGGAUGAGUAUUUUUAUCCUGAAAUUUAUCACGUUUCUGGAUAAUACUAUAGCCUUUUGUGCUGAUCGCAACGUUGGUUACUGUUGUGGGUUUCGUUUUUGAUUUAUAAUUCUACGAUCUUUUCAAUAUUGAACUAACGUAGUUGUCUGACUCUCAACGGCGAAAGUUUUAUGCUUACAAGACCACGGAUUUGAUAAUCCAAUGAAACGAACAUAGCAGGUUGCUCGAUGUCGUCUCUGUCACGCGCAAUAAGCCAAUGUGCAGAGCUGCUGGCUGCUGGUGGGUUAAACGAUUUUAAUUGAACGUAAACGUUUCGCUUCGGUACGACCGGCAAGUGCUGCUCUUCCGAUUGAAGAAAGUGUGAUGACGCACGUUAUUGACGCUUGAAGCGUUUGCCAGUUUCUUCGCACCCCAGGAUGCAGAGUCUAUCCUGCUCCCUCCUCUAUCAUGUGGACAACACUUGAGGAAUGAUUCCAGCGUCAACCGCAUAAGCACAUCGUUGAACCGCCGGGUCCAUUUUGGGCAGUCUUGAUUGAAUUGCUUGAAGGUUGAAAAACCGUGAGUCCUCGGUGUCACGUCACGUGCCUCGGGACCGUCGGGGAUUACGGACGGCGGGGUACCGAUGGACUUGAGGAGUGAAAGUUGUUGUUGUUGAUCGUAAGCGUGAGCGCUACUUUGUUAUCCAGAGGCCUGCUGUAGUGGUGGGUGGCAGGGUGUGAGGGUGGUUUAUACUUCUUGGCAGCAUCCGUAAAUGGUGUCCAUCUUGUUAGCUCUAGUUUGUCGUAGAGACUGAUAGAGAUACAGAGAGAGAGAUAGAGAGAGAGAGAGAGAGAGAGAGAGAGAGAGAGAGAGAGAGAGAGAGAGAGAGAGUGAGACAGAGAUAGAGAGAGAGAGAGAGAGAGAGAGAGAGAGAGAGAGAGAGAGAGAGAGAGAGAGAGAGAGAGAGAGAGAGAGAGAACAGAGUAAGAGAGAAUUAAAACGGGAACGAAGGAGCGAGAAAGUGAGAGCCGGUUGUGGCAAAAAUAGUUUACCAACGCAUACACGCGCACCCGCCCCCCGCCCCAUGCACCGAAUCUUCCUAUCUGUUGCAACUGGUCGGUGCAACUGCAGCGUGUCAACGAUAACGUCAUCGCAAGGCAGUGCUCCAGAAGCGCGGCACAUGCAAGCCGGUGUGAGGUGUCCUUGAAUUGGUAUCGCCAGUACAUCGACCCAAUAUGCAUAUAGUGUAUGCAAUCGCGCGCACCAUGCCACUGGCUGGCAUAUUAUUGUGUAACAAACGUCGGCGCGGAUGAUGGUGGUCACGCACGAGCCCCAGAAUCUGCAACUCGCUGAGAAUGCACCACACGGAAUGAGCGUGACUGAAGCUAAAAGCAUGCCCGGUAUAGACACAGCCUCUAUUGCCUCUAAUGUCUGCGGCUGCAAAGCUGCUGCGCUGCGAGUGCUUUGUUAGCUGAUAAGAGAAGAUUAAUCUACUUUGCCCCGGGCCCCGGUGGAGAAGAUUUUUGUGGUGCCCCACUCUACCGAUUCUUCACAUUUCGAUCACGCCAAUCGUGCACGUGAUGCGGUGAUCGCCGGGUCCGGUGGUACAGGAACAUUUGUAGCCAUUUCGUUUCAACACGACCCACGGGACACAGCUCCUGGGAAUUGGGAGUGUUUCAGUAGUUUCCGUUGCUCGAAAUUGGAACUAGCAACAGACGUAAACUGCGCUAGUUCUUUUAUUGACCGAUUGAGUCAUCUAGCAGUAAAGUGCAGGCGCAGUGCAUUACUUACUGCCUUUCCAUCCGGUGCGGUACUUGUUGUGCCCUAGCCGUCUAGCGCUGAUCGAUUAAUGUUUAAGUGAGAGUGGUGCCCAGUGGAGCAUCAGAAGAGAAUCGUUUGCCCAAAGCCACGCUUAUCAGUCACGACAAACUUGCGCAAAGUGGCACUAUUUUGACCAGGAGCGACCUCUCCUUUGAUAACACGAUUCCCUGCCAUCGAUUCUCUUAUCGAUGCCCUGGCUGGCUGGCUACAAUGUUGGCUAUCGUGUGUCGAAUCGAACGUUUGUUUGCAAUGUAAACUAAAAUUUUAUUAUUUUUCGUUACUGAUUACGACUGAGGAAAGCGAUGGAAGAGCUUGUGCGCGAUCUACAAAAGCUCGAUCACCGCUAGAACUAGCAUCCUUUGAAUGAUUGAUUCAAAUGGCUUAAUUGCUGUUUGAUUUCAUUAAACCGUAAAUCACAUCAGGUACUUUCAGGCUCACCACCGUUUUCUACCACAGUUUGAUGGCACUGGUUUCGGGGGAGGAUGGUGUAUCGUGGGUGGUACAUAAUACAUAUAAAGAGACAGAGGCAGAGAGAGAAGAACGAGAACAACUGAUGAAAUCGUGAAUCAAAAGCAGUGAAGUGUUUGGCUGCAAAAAUUGUAAGAAAAACGAACGAAAACGAUUAGUAUUGAAAUUGGCUAGAAUUUAGUGAAAUGGAAAACAAAGCGACAACGGAGAAGCCAAAUUUAUCGCACAUUUUAUGGGGAAUAGACAAGCUAAGACGUACAAACAAAACGUCGAACGAAAGGUUUAAAUCUCGGACCAAAAAAAAACAAAAAAGGAAACUAUUUACACAGAUUAGGAAACUCUAAAUCAAUUCAAACACGGGACGGCAACACCCAAAACAACAACACGUAUGACUAGGGGAAAUCAAGUGCUAAAACAAAAACGAAGGAGAACUAUAAGACAUAAACCAAUUUUAGGAAAUCAAAUUGUGAAAAAAGGGGAAACAGCGGAGCAGAAACGAAGACACAAAAAGUGCUUUUAAAAUUAUUUUUAGCCUCGAAAACCUUUAGACCCCGUGUACGAAUUCUACGAUGCAUUUUCGGUGUGUAUUUGGAGUACGAAGUGAUGAGCGAAGCGGAAGUUCUGAGCGUAUUUGGUAACCCACAAUCAACAACAUUAAUCCCACCAACGAGAUGACCAGCAGCCAGAGAGGAGGGAAAAGGACUGUGGCCGACCUGGGGCUUACCAAGGCCACCAAAAAAAAGGGACCUAAGGGUACUCGCAUUGAUUUGGUACUAAAUGGCUGUCGCGAAUUGCGAACAAGAGGCAUCAUAUGCAUAUACGAGAGAGGGAGUGAAAGUGAAAUGCGCGCGCCAGCAUAUAUAUAUGUGGCAGAAAGUUUGUAGUGGCGCCAAACAGGUUCAUUCCGGGUGACCCGGAGUGUCCGCGGGACCUUUCUAGCGGAGCGCACCACCAGGAACGAACGCGCACUGCAUGCCAGGAUCCGAGGUAUUAAAGCUGAGAAGCCAUAGAAGCAAGCGCACAUCUCCACAGCGCAGUUCUCCAUAUGAUCGCGCGGUGACGGCUAGCGAAGGAUGGACGAAUUGCUUUUUUGGGUUUCCUUCCAUCCAUAUCCCCGCCUCCCCGGGUGAAGUACCGCUAGAUGACCCCCGUAUCGUUAUAUUAAGCUGUAACAGAACAGAAAGUGCAAAUUAAUGAUUAAGUGUUGAGUUUUAUUGUGAAAUUUGUGCAAACGAUACGUUUGUUUGUUUUCGCCUUUUGUUAUCAAGAUCGCGUAUUCCCGUGGGGUAGCGAGAGAAAAAGAAGAAGAAGAAGCAGGGGAUUUUAAAGACCAAAACCCGAGAACGAGAUCCUGCAGCAGGCUUUUACCACAGAACAAAAAGGUUACCCGGUAAAAGGGAAGGUUACACGGAAGAGCAGAAAGAUAAUGUGUGCAGUAAGGAGGAAGAGGAAAAGAAGAAGAAGGUGGUACGCACAAAGAAGCCGUACAUAAGAUAGAUAAGAUAUUUUAACUAGCCUCUAAUGGUACGAUCACGAUUGAUUUCUCACAAAGUAUGGCACGCUGCUGCUUGCUGUCCGUGAAAUGUAAAACAUUAAUCAAUUUCCUACCAGAGCAAACGGGAGCUCAUCAGCAGCAGCAGCAGCAGCAGCAGUCUCUGUCCAGCAGGUGUUAUCGUAACUAGAUAGUCUUUAUUUUGUUUUUUGAUAAUUUGUUUGUUUUCCGCUCAUUUGUUUUUUUUACCGUUAGUUUAAAGGCAAUUUUCCACCGCAAAAACUCACUCUUCCUUUGGUUGGGAUUAUCGGGUUCAACCAGUUCAGGGGAAGUUAAUCUGCUGGGUGGAAAUCCAUCCAAGAUUGGUUAGAUGCGACAAAAGAAUAGAAGAAUUCUCUUUUAAUAAGCUCUUCUCCCCAUCCGAUGCCCCCCAUUAUGGCAAUGCCGUACCACAACACAAUACAUAACUAUCUAUAUUUAACCGUCUAAAAAAACUGAAACAGUUAUUACGUUAGUCAAUAGACAGCCAGAGCCAGAGGUGCGUUGUCGUGUGGUCGGGAACGAAAACGUUUUCGCUGAGAGACCGUCGACUAAGUGACGCAGCAUGAUGUAGGCGAUGGGGGAUGGAAAAACAAGUGGAGGAAACAACUUAUAUUCAUAUGAUGGAUGUGCCUAAAAACAAUAUACGAACAAGCUAAAUAUGUAGUAGAAAAAAUA